UGAGCCUGCACUCAAUGGUCACGACUUGGCGUUGAUCUUCCAACAUUGCAGGGAAUUGGGCCUUGAAGAAUGUAUCAACCAGAUGAUCGGCAGAAUUCUGGAAGAGAUUGACACGAUGGACAUGAAAGACUUUCCAACCUCGAUCCUGCCUUUGCUGGAAGAUUUACUCUCGGACAUCAAAAAGGGCGAAGUGAAUGCAGAAAGAUUCAAGCGCUUGUUCCAGACAGGCCUAGCGAAAUACAUCGUGACUUACGUCAGUGAUGAGCCCAAGCAACUCAACUGGUCACGAGAGCCGACUAAAUGUAAUGGCGACUAUCGCGGCUACUUUCCUGGCCAUGGGGUUACAAAGCCAAAAGCAGGCACCUGCCAGGAUUGCCAGCAGAUGAACGUCUUCCUCCAGAGCCCUACCGAGACAGUCUGGCGUUUCCCUGCUGCAGAGGCACGCCGAAAGCACCUCAUUAACAAACUCAGCGACAAGCACGAGUGCUUCACCACUAUCGAGAAGCCUCGUACACCGUUCAGUCUUGUAGUGACCAAGCACAAGAGAAGUAUGGACGAGAAGCAUCGAAAAUGGAAGGCGCGAGUUUCCGAGGUCAAAGGACACUUACAGAGCCUCGAAGGUCGCCAUCGUAUCCUGGACAAUGUCCUCCACGAGAGGUAUGCCGAUAUCAUGGCUGUACGUGUGAAGAAUUUGAGGGGUGAAGCGGGUCAGGCUGUAGAAGGGUCUAAUGAUAGAAGCGACCAUACUCAAGCUGGUCCUUCGCAGGUAGCAGGUCAAAAGAGGAAAGCAGCCGUGGUUGAUCUGACGGAUGACUAAGAACCUACGCAAUAUUGGAACAACCUCCACCUAUUGUCGAGGUAUCUCUAGUUG
Molecule: messenger RNA, 871 nt
Organism: Aureobasidium pullulans EXF-150
Lineage: Eukaryota; Fungi; Ascomycota; Dothideomycetes; Dothideales; Saccotheciaceae
Exons: 2
Coding region: 83-817 (244 amino acids)
Source: RefSeq, a predicted model, not a curated record